AUGGCGGAGCAGUGGGAUCUGGACGAGGAGGGCAUCCGCCGCCUGGGGGCGCUGAGCCUGGAGCAGACGGAACUGGUGGAGUCUCUUUCAUUGCAGGGAUCUUAUGCUGGAAAAAUCCAUUCCAUUGGUGAUGCCUUCAGAAACUUUAAAAAUCUUCGAUCUUUAGAUUUAUCAAGGAAUUUGAUCACUAGCCUAAAGGGCAUCCAGUAUUUAUGUUCACUGCAAGACCUGAAUUUAUAUUAUAACAACAUUCCUUCAUUAGUGGAGGUGUCCCGCCUGCAGCCUUUACCCUUCCUCAAAGAACUAGAUUUGAGACUCAAUCCUGUUGUAAGGAAAGACACAGAUUACAGGCUCUUUGCUGUGUACACGCUACAAACUCUGGAGAAGCUGGAUGACCGAACCGUACGUGAAAGUGAGAGGAAAGCUGCAAAGCUGCAUUUCAGUCAGUUGGGCAACAGUGAAAAUUUUCUUUUAGAGGUGGAGAAAAGCUCCAGGGAGAAGACAAUGACAAACUGUGUGGCAGAUGAGAGCUCUCCAUCUAAGGCCAGUGCUGAUGUGGACACCAGGAUUGAAACAGACUCAGACAAAGGACUCUUUAUUCCCUUCCCCAACCGGGAAAUAAAGGAUUCCCUAGCAAGUGCUUUGGUAACCCAAGGCAGUGGUACCCCAGACCAGGAAGCAGGCACUUUUCCUCUGGGAACACAGGAAGUGAUAAGAAGGGAGAUGCCAAGUGACAAUCACCAGGAAGACGAAUUCAGACAUUACUCACCUCGUCAGUCCGCAGUUCGAUCCCCAGAGAAGAUGGCUCGAGAUGGGUACCGAGUAUCUUUUCUGGACAGUAAGUCUUCAUGUCCUUCUCCGGAAAAGGACUUGAUAAUGAAACUGGAUAGUUACCAGCUCACCCAUGAGGCCUCACUGGGUAAACGCCUGGAUGUGGGCGACUCCAGCCAGAUCCAGCCCUAUCAGCUGUCCUCCGACGGCGGUCUGGAAAAUUAUGAUAGUCAUUAUUCUCAAACUCUGUCUCUGCAUGGAAGUCCGGGGAAAAGGCCUCAGAGAAGCAAGAGCUACAGGGAAUACAGCAUGAAGCCUCCAAAUGACAUGAAGGCCACCGCAUCCCAUUCCUGUGGAGACCUGCUGACUUCUCUGUCAAAUUCUGACUCCAGCACCGGAAGACUUUUGAAGCUUAGUUCAGAUCUGUAUGCCACAACCCAUUUCAACAGUGACCCUGCUCUGCUCAGCAAUGUAGAACAGCAAUUAUCCAGCAGCCUCGGGGAUUUAACAACAACACAUGGUCCUUUUCCAAGCAACUCUGUCCUAGGAAACUCUCUGCCUGCCCAACUGCUGUUGCCUCCUGGGACUUCAGACAACAGAGAGAUUUUGAGCAAGAGGUCAAUAAGCCCCUCGAGGAGAGGAUUCAAACGGAAGGACAAUAUCCUUGCCAACCUGAAUCCAAAGCAUGGUUUCAGAGAUGUUGCAGGCAGUGAGCCUCUCUCUAGUGACCUGGGCAGUUUGCAUGGUUUGCCAGGAAACCACAGCCCCCCAAUCUCUGCCAGAACCCCCCAUGUGGCCACUGUCCUCAGACAGCUCCUGGAGCUUGUGGAUAAGCACUGGAGUGGCUCCGGCUCCCUCCUCCUCAACAAGAAGUUUCUCGGUCCUGCCCGAGAUUUGCUUCUGUCUUUGGUAGUCCCUGCUCCAUCUCAGCACUGGUAUCGCUCGCAUCCUGAAGAUGCCCAGAAAGCCUUCCGCAGGAGGGAGAUGGAACAGAAGGAGGCUGGGCAGCUGGUUCCUAAUGACAUGGAAAGUUUGAAGCAAAAGCUGGUCAGAGUGUUGGAGGAAAACCUCAUGUUGUCAGAAAGAAUUCAGCAAUUGGAGGAAGGUGCAGCUUCCGCAGUCGUGAGUGGGCAGCAGUCCCAUAAUUACGAUGACCUUCUGCGCAGAAACCAGCAGCUGACCAUGCAGGUGGCCUGCCUGAAUCAGGAGCUUGCCCAGCUGAGGAAGCUAGAAGACACAGUUGCCCUUCUCCACGAAAGUCAGAGGUCCCUGGUGGUAACUAAUGAGUACCUGCUGCAGCAGCUGAAUAAGGAGCAGAAAGGUUGUUCCGGGAAAGCGCUCCUGCCUCCCGAGAGGAGCCAUCACCUGGGGAGAGCGUCGCCCUUCGGGAAGAGCACGUUGUCUUCCUCCUCGCCAGCGGCACACGACACGGGUCAGUAUCUAAUACAGAGUGUCUCCGAUGCUGUCCCCGAGCCCGGCGCAUGGAGCUAGCACCAGACACCUACUGCAGCCUCCCU
This is a messenger RNA of Lepus europaeus (European hare), 2288 nucleotides long. RefSeq names its product leucine rich repeat containing 36 (gene LRRC36). Gene Ontology annotation, molecular function: protein binding. The transcript has 14 exons. NCBI's taxonomy places the organism in Eukaryota, Metazoa, Chordata, Mammalia, Lagomorpha, Leporidae. The record is from RefSeq and is a predicted model, not a curated record. The coding region runs from base 1 to 2262 and encodes 753 amino acids.